Molecule: messenger RNA, 1959 nt
Organism: Actinia tenebrosa (Australian red waratah sea anemone)
Lineage: Eukaryota; Metazoa; Cnidaria; Anthozoa; Actiniaria; Actiniidae
Source: RefSeq, a predicted model, not a curated record
UUGGGAGAGGCAGCCAGCCAGCUAGGCAGGAAGCUCGAAGGAGGCAGGAAGCUCGAAGGAGGCAGGAAGCCCGAAGGAGGCAAGGAGGGAGGCGGAUAAUGAGAUUAUAAGUUAAAGAGGUGUUUAGACAGACAGGCAAACAAGUAUUUAACAACGACCUGUUCUGUUUUAGUGGAGGCAACAGCAAAGUCUCUAAGUAAACUAAAGAAGAUCGUAAAAAAAAUGACUUUGAAGCCCAAUCCGGCAAACGGCCUCUGCGUUGGAUUGAAAGAUUAAAGAAAGAUUGGAAAGACAAGAGCAGCGAAGAAAGGACGAAUAGAGCCAAAGCGCUAAUAGAAGUCGUAAACAACAUAGCCUCUAUUUCUAAUGCGAGGGACAACCACGAGAAUGCAUUUAGAUCAGUGUUAAAGCUAAUCACUUCAAUAGGAGCAGUAACACCCGGGCCACAUACACAGCUGGUUGGCAUAGCAGCGAUGUUUAUUUCAAGUUUUCUAGAUCUGUUUGGUCAUUCCAAGAAAAAACCCCGGUCUGUUCGUGCCAUCGUGAGAGAGGAAGUAGAUGCAGCUUUGAGGGAUUUCUAUGACAAAACGACUAAAAACGAGAUUGAUGGAGUCGUUCAUACCAUUACUACGCUCAAAUCGUUUGUUGACCGCAUUAGCAAAUAUAAAGAUAGGAUGAGUAAAUCAGAUCUUAACAAUCUUAAGUCCAAUGUCCCUAUUUUUAAAAAAACUCACUACUUGGGAAAACUCCGCGGACAGAUAAAAGCUAUGAUUAAGGAAAACAAGCCUAAGGACGCUAGAAAGUGUUUGGCUUAUUUAGAAAUUCUUUUGAAACUGGAAACCCUGAGAGAUAUGUUAUUCAUCCAAUUGGCCUCCUUGUCAACCAGCACCGGAGUAUCUAAUACCUACUACGAAACGGUUUUUGAAAAACAAGAAAGAAUUAAGCCUCUACUUUCUUUUCUGUACGAUCGUUCUAAGAUGAACUACAUAACGACUUACUUUGAUAGUCACCAGUAUCCCCAAACCAAUGCUUACAUGCAGCUUAUACUAAAGAUGCAAAGGCCUGAGAAGUUUCCAGCUCCGAAAUACUGUAUUUCCAACGGUAACACAGUAUUUGACUGGUUUAUAAAUCAGCGUGCUCAUGUCCCUUUGACCCAUCCGAUAUUUGGAACGAGUUUCGAGAGGGUUUGUAUAUGGAGAAUUGUGUCCCACGGACAUAAUCUCUUUAGCAUUGUCAACAAGUAUGUCUGUUCGAAUGACCCAUGGUGCAACGCCUUGCUAUCUUACGAUGGUGCGAAGCGGUUAGAUAAAUUGACAGUAGCUACUGUAGAAAAGGAAGACCCAGUGUUGUGGGAAAUAAAGCAUCUUGGCGGGCAUAACUACAGAAUAAUGCCAAAAUCUUUUUGUGGUAAAAAAUGUGGCCAAGCACUGGGAUAUUCAAGGCAUCGUAUCCUUACRCAUUAUGUAUUUGCCAUGCCUAUCCUAGUACCUCAAUAUGCAUACAGAACGGUAGGCUGCCUUGGUUGCCCAUCAAACAUUUGGAAAAUUUACGAGCCAUCAUCUGAUAUGCCUUCUUAUAACGAAUCCUCAGUCAAAGACGAUAACGUGUCAAAACCUGAACUAGUGUCUGAAGAAGAGAUGAAUGAGAGAAUUGGAAAUUCUAGUACUCGUGGAGAAGACGGAAAUUCUACUUUAGAGAAAGAAUCAGACGAAAUGGAAGAAAACGAUCGCAGUGAUCUUGGGGAAGCAAGUAAUUAGACAAUGGAAGUAUACAAACGAAAACCAUUAAAACCGACAGUCCAAGGAAACCGUAAUCAAAGCACAGAUGCAGUAUUAGCUGAUUAUACGCCAGAAGUAUAGACCGAAAGAAGCAAAAUGAAUUGUAAAAAAAACGUUCAUCCGCAUUAAGACACAGCAAAAAAGUGUAAGAAGUUCAAAUUAAAGUGCACCUAAACCCAGA